GCAAGACACCAUGGAGGCAGGUCUAGUCGUCCUGCUCUUGUUCUCACUGUUGGGGAUUUCUUCGACGCUCAGCUUUCAUGGAGAUAGCAUUAGUUUCAUGCCUCCAAAAAAGAACGGGGAUGGGACAUUUAAGGUGACCUUUUAUCACAGACAGAACGGCAGAAGCAACUGUGAAGAUCAGUCUUCUUUCAAAUGUGAGAGUGGGGUGUGCACAAGCUUGGAUGAGUCCAGUGUGCUGCAAACGGACCAGGACAACUCCGGCCAGCGCAGGUGGUGCCAGUCUGAAGGGCACACAACAGCAACCAUCCGCACUAAUAAAACCUCCUUUUCUCUGAUGGACGCGGGCUGCUGCUGGGCGUCUAAUGUCGACGGGAAAACAAAUUGGACGUCUCACGCCGAGUUGGACCUGGGACGCCGAUCUGACUCACACGCCCUCAACGGCUGUCCCGUAACGACAACAGUGUCUAGUCUACGAUCGCCUCAGAACUGCUUUUCAGGGCUUCCUCUUCUGGCAUACGAUCCAGACGGAGAUCAUGUGAGGUGCCGCUUUGCUGCAAAGUCUACAGCUCCUGCAAACUUCACUAUGGAUGAGACUACGUGCACGCUGAAAACCACGGGUCAAGUCGGCAUCGGUGUCCACGUGUUUGAGCUGAUGCUGGAGGACUCUUCCAGGAAAAACAUCACGCUGACCUACGCAGAUGGAACAUCAGCAUUUCGGGAGGCCACCGACAUAAACUCGCCGCCUCUCUGCAAAGUGAAGCUGCAGUUCUCCAUGGAGAUCCUUCCUCCAAUACCAAACUGUGACGCUGGUCACGUGCAGCCCGUGUUCUUGUCCAGGACUCCUUCCCAUGGGGAUGUUCUUCACGCCACUGUGGGUCAGACAUUCCAGCUUUAUGCCCAAGCACAGGCACACCAUGCCAGCAUAAACGACUUCCAGGUGAGUGGCCCCCAGAACAUGAGCAAAGUGUUCAAUGACGAUACGUUUGGAAAAGCCGAUGUGACUCUGAGCUGGACGCCACAGCACAGCGACCUGUACAGAUCUGUCCCAGUGUGCUUCACUGCAGAGACAAAUCAAAGCCAAUCAGACAUGAGGUGUGUUGUUCUCAUGGUAACCCAAGCAGCUCUCAUUCAAGGCAAGGCCAGUGUCACAUGCUCACCCAACAAGAUGAUGGUGGCCCUGGAGAAAGCUUCCAUGCCCGACAUCGACGUGAACUUCCUCCAGCUGAGAGACUCGUCGUGCUCUCUCACCUCCAACGGCACGCACAUCUUAGGCAGCAUGUCAUUCAGCACCUGCGGCACAAAACUUGAGGACAAAGGCGACUUUCUCGUUUUUGUGAAUGAGAUCAACUCCUUCGAGCUGGCCAACGAGAUAAUAGUCCGAAGGAAGACAGUUAAGAUCGAAAUCUCUUGCAAGUUUCCCAAAACCGUCAGCAUCUCCAGUUACUACAAUCUCCAAAAUUCUGACUACGUUUUCACUGAGUCCAGCUUUGGCAGCUUUGGCUAUACUUUUGAUGUAUACACCAAUAGCAACUUUACAAGCAAAGUGCCAGCCAUCGCCUAUCCAGUGGAAGUCAAUUUGUUAGAAGAGAUUUAUAUGGGCAUUCGGGCUGAAUCGGAUCUACCAAAUGUGUCUUUGUUUGUCGAAUCAUGCAAAGCCACUCCUGAUGACAACCCUAACAACACCCUCUCCUAUGACCUCAUCAAGAACGGGUGUCUACUGGAUGAGACACUUAAAGUCCACCCAUCAAACCUGACUGCAUUCAACUUUGAGGUUCAAGCCUUCAAAUUUUCUGGAAACUAUAACGAGGUGUACGUCACCUGCUCUGUCAUCCUGUGCGAGGCUGGGAAUGCCUUUUCCAGAUGUGCCCAGGGUUGUGUGGCGCAGCCAGCCCGCAGACGCAAGCGAUCGCUGCACAAGGAGACAGUCAGCCACUCCAUAACCCAGGGUCCUUUUCAGUUUGUCGGGCAGGAAGAUAACAACAGUCUGAUGAAAAAGAGUGACACAACUGCUGCAGUGAACCCUCCACCAGUUUCUCCAGACACCAAAUCAAGCGGAGGACGUCGGGACUUUGCUCCUACAGUCUCCAGCGGAGGAGAUUGGGGAAUCAAGCAGAUCCUCAACACCAACAUCAGCACCGUGGUCUUUGGCUGCAUCUUCUCAGUAGCACUGGUGUUGAUGGCUGUGCUGGUUCAUUACUUCAUGAGGAAGAGAAAAGCAGACGACCAAAAAUCUCUCUUAGGUUCCGGCUGGGAGAACUAAAACCCAACUCAUUUAAUACCGUGCUGUUUUACACAGCAUGUAUGUUUUAAGUUAUAUUUUGGUAAAGGAUAGGUUCAGAUUCUUAAAACAAUACUCAUGCAGUGAUUCUCAAACUGGGUCUGCCUUUAAAUCUAUAAUAGUUCAUAGAUUACUUCCUAAUCUAACAAAUCUAUAACUUGCGCUACACAAAAAAAUCUGUAAUACAUGUCGAAUAGCUUUCAAAUACAUUUCUAUUGUGUUGUUCUUUCACGUAAUUAACACUAUAGCAGUGUAAAUAAUACCCUCAAAAUAUUCCAAGGGACAUACAUGAGGGUAGCCCCCAUCCUUGGUUAAAAAAAGAUUGACAACCUCUGCCCAAAUGUACAUUCAUUCAUCAUCCCUCCUGAUCACACUGGCCACUGAAUAGAUCCCUAACAUUUUUUCAAUUGAAGAGAUAGGGAACAAAGUCCACAAGUCCAGUAUGUAUGUAUGUGUGUAUAUAUAUAUAUAUAUAUAUAUAUAUAUGCAUAUGCAGUGGACUGCACACUUUGCACUAAAAUAGCUUUACAAUACAAUAACUUAGAUACUAAGAUACUCAACUGAUUUAUUCAACAGCCUUAGAAAGGGUUUUCUUACUCGACUGGCCAGAAUGAACGGAAGGAAUUAUUACAUUAAGCAACACCUUGUUUCAAUGUUCAUAUCAACACAUGACUAUUGUUUUAAGACAUAUUUGAAAAAUUGGGAACCUAUCCUUCAAAGAGUUAUGCUUCUGAAGUUGAUAAAAGUGUUUGGACGAAGUUUCUGGUCCCUCUAUACUGUCUACUGCCAAAUAAAGGCACAAGCCAUAAAAAAUGAUCUCAAUCAAUGCCCCCCA
Molecule: messenger RNA, 3113 nt
Organism: Perca fluviatilis (European perch)
Lineage: Eukaryota; Metazoa; Chordata; Actinopteri; Perciformes; Percidae
Exons: 13
Coding region: 11-2260 (749 amino acids)
Source: RefSeq, a predicted model, not a curated record